Lymnaea stagnalis (great pond snail) is the source of this 2432-nucleotide messenger RNA. The record is from the annotation of a GenBank genome assembly. NCBI's taxonomy places the organism in Eukaryota, Metazoa, Mollusca, Gastropoda, Lymnaeidae.
GAUUUUAAAAUAUUUAUGACUAGACAAAAACAGUGCCUGUACAUAAGGAGAGACCUCAAGGAAAAUUAAAAGAACUCAAAACCAAAUAUUGGCAAACUUGAAAUAUGAAAAAGGAGAAUGAUGUUUCAUUGGUUCACCUUAGUGUUGUCAUAUGUAGCAGUUCUGCUACUGCUUUGCUGCCUCCUGCCGUUUUCUCAGAUCUACAGCCUCCUCCAUACCCAAGACUCCUUGUUUGACGUCGUAGAUUCAGCCAACAACAUUCGGUUAGCAUCUGCCAAAAAAUAUUUUCAGAAUUUAGAUGAAAAUUCUUCACUGCAGCUUUACAAGGACAGACUCAGUCAGGGUGGAAUAAUGUUUGCUGUUGGUAUAAUAACAGUGAAGAGAACUAAGGAGACAAAACAACAUGAAAGUUUGGGAUACUUGCUACAAUCAACUUCAUUCAUGGACUCUAUGCUGAAGGGCAAUGCAUUUUUCAACAGUAGUGUACCUUUUAUCUGUAAUGUUGAUGUUUUCCCUCAAGCACACUUUGAUGCUGUAAAUCUUUAUCCAUUUAUGCCUUAUACAGAGAGGUUUGGUUCAAAUUCCUUGGGGAUUGCGGAUGUGAAAAUUCCAAACUCCUCAAAUUUAUUUAGGGAUUUUAUGAAUCAUCAAUCUAGGUACCACAAGGAAACUUUUGAUUACACUUUUUGCCUUCUCACGGCUGCUUCUCUCAAUCCUCAGUUUAUACUAUUGAUUGAAGAUGAUGCUAUUCCACAGAGAGACUUUCCUACUGUCCUAGAGCAUUUGAUCAAUUUCAGACUGAACCUGACAUCACAUGGAUCGCAGAAUUUUGGAUUCUUAAAGCUCUAUUUUCCUUUCAAGUGGCAAGGCUUUGGAUUUGAGUUGAAUAAAAUUGUGGAUCUGUUAAGUCUAAGUGUAAUCGGUGCUUCCAUCGGCUGUGUUGUGUUUCACCUGUCUUCCUACCGGCACGCCUCAUCCCACACCAAGCGGUCCGUUUUUGUUUAUGGAUUUCUGGUAACAUUAAUUACUUGCUGGAUGAUUGGCAGACAGAAUAUCAUCGAGUUACGCAGAAUAUCCAGACACCUGUACAGACUCCAGAGCUCCGAAGGCUGCUGUACCCAAGCCAUGUUGUACCCGCUGUCUGUUGUCAAGCCACUGGGCCAGUUUCUGGCACACAAACACAGAAAUCACCACACAGACCUGACCAUCAUUGACUUUAUAAGUCAUAAUUCCAUGCCAACACUUCAGGUGGAGCCAAAUCUGUUUUAUCACAUAGGACUUUAUACGACGUUAGACAUGGGCCAGAAGAAUCCAGAAGAGUUCAUUUUCCACUGGUAGUCGUAGUCCUCUCUAGUCCAAUCAGUUUACACAGGUGUAAGAUGGGGAUGUGUUAUAUUUUUUUCAACAGCAUUCAAGUAAACUAUUUUUUUAUAAUUAAAUUCAAAAAUUUAUGAAGAUGAUAAUAUAUUUUAAAUUUAAAGAAGGAUUCAACCAGUUAAUAAAUCCAGGGCUUUUGUCAAGUUAAAAGUCAGAAAUUAUAAACAUAAUACUGGUCAAAUUUUAUUUUUCAGUCGGUGUUUCUAAAACUCUAUCAGCUUACAAUUACAACAAGACACCCCACUGUGUUCUUUACUAUGAUUAUCUUCUGAAUUUAUGCUAAUCACCAAAUGAGUUCCCUGUUUAAAAACCUUGUUUUGUGACAGUGAGAUGCUGAUGAUCUGUUUGAGCUUACACAUCAGGGAUCCUAUUUAUGUUGAAUAUUUCUCAAUCCAUUUAAGAAACUCUGGUCAGACUUUACAUUUACUUUACCUAAGUCAGUGCUUUUUAAAGUGGUGGACUGCACAUGUCCGGAUGGGUAACCAGACAAAAUGACAAAGGACAAAACGACAAGGUGAAAAAAUAACAGGGUGACAAAACGACAAGUUGACAAAACGACAGGGUGACAAAACAACAACGUGACAAAAUGAGAAGGUGACAAAAUGACAAGGUUUAGGUUAGGGUUAGUCUGAUAACCGAAUACCGUGUUUCUCCAACAAUAAGGCAUUUAAAAUAUCUUUUAAACAAGUAGACCAUACUUAAUUGUAUAUAAGGCAGUUUUUCAAACUUUUUCCCAUGUAUCAUAUACAUAAUUUUUAAUAUUCAAAAAUAUGGUUGUUCACUGAAGAAACUUUAAUGAUGGUUUUAGGAAGAAAUGACUAGGAAAUUGGUGAGGAAACAUAGUAAGUAAAUUUUCAAAUAAUAUAAGGAGAACUGACAUUCAAGUGGGAAAUAAAAUUAAUGAAAGAUGUUUCUAUAUUAUUUUAAUUAUUAGUAAUUAUUUAUUGUUAACGUUAGUGAGAUUUUUGUGCUUGGUGCUUGCUUAUAAGAGAUUUUAUGUUAGGUUCCAAUUAAGUUAGCGUCAGUCUCAAGUCUCCCGUUGCGUUGUAUCAAGC